Molecule: messenger RNA, 2218 nt
Organism: Triticum urartu
Lineage: Eukaryota; Viridiplantae; Streptophyta; Magnoliopsida; Poales; Poaceae
Biological process (GO): root development; shoot system development
Source: RefSeq, a predicted model, not a curated record
UCUUCCCUCUCUCUUAACAACUUGUUUUUUGAAUUACAACUCUUAGCAUAUUAGGUGCACUAGUCAUAUGAGAUGCAAUCUGAUGUAUGUAUCCUAUGCUUUCAUGAAUCUUUCUCCCUCGUGCUACGGCUAAGUCGAACUUGUACACCCGUGCAUUCUAUUUCUUUUUCUCGAAUAACCGAAACAUGACAGAUAGGCAAUACUAAUUAAAUACAUACGUGCAUGUAUCUCAUUAUCCUAUAUUAUGAAGUACUCGUGAAGAUUGCGCGUUCUAUCAGUUGUUUGUUAUCAUUUCGGCUGUUAGGUUAAACCAGCAACUUGCAGUAAGUGAUAGACCGGUAAUUUAUCCUGUGAAACUUGUUUUAUAUAUUCUCUUCUCAGUGAAAAUGGGCACAGUCAGUGUCACUGUGUGUGUUAAGACAGAAUAUUUGCUUUCUUACUCCCUCUGUAAAGGGAGUACUUUCUACAUUACCGCAGCUAAAUUCAUGGCCUUCUAUAGCUCCCAUGUUAAGAUCUGCUGAGCUGAUGCCCCUGUUAUGUUUUCUAAUAUCGAGGUACUAUGGCAUUUAUGAAAUAUUAGCUUGCAUAGCUAUUCUAGUUUGAUUCGAGUUUAGCCAUGAGAUAAAGAUUUGAAGCGUCUGUUAAGAAUUCUAGCGCAUGUGUGGUGGCCCAUGAUGCAAUUAGCAGAGACAUGCCAAGAAGGCAACAGUUCUGCACGAGGGUUGAGGUGCGGGUGUAACCAUCACACGUUGACAACCAAAUUGCCAGGUUGCCAGAAGGUAUUUUGCCAAUCUUUAUUAUGAGACGAACCACUCGUGCGGAUACUUUGCCAUCUAUAGACGAGACAUGCACACGCUCUCCAUCUCGCUCAUUGAUGUCAGUUGCACUAACCAAAAUAAGAGAGCAGCCGUUUUGCCUAGGCGGCCGAUGAUUAGGCCGCAACAGAGGACUUGCUCCAUUAUUUCCUUUUGGUUCUCGACUAUAAAUAGAGCGCGCUGCAAAGUUCUCAACACCAACAAAUUAAGCGCAUCUGCCUUUCAUUCUCUCUUCCGUCACCACAAACAGAAAUAGUACAUCAUCAGUUGAGUUCAUCCAUUAGAAACAUGGCCUGCCAUCAAAGAUCUGCGAGUCUGCCUUCUAUCCCUCACUCCAGUGAAUCAAAAGUGGAGCUGGAGCUGCAGAGCCUGCCGACACGCAUAUCCUCGCCUUCCGCGACCAUCGACACGAUGUGCGGCGGUUUGAGGAGUCUCGGAGACAUCUACAGCUCCAUAGAAGAGAUCAUGAGCCUGCCCAGCAACCAAGUCCCCUUGCAAAGGAAGAUGGUCGAGGAAGAGCUCGACAGGUCACUUGUCCUGGUGGAUCUCUGCAAUGCCAUGCAGGAGAGCCUGGCAGAGCUGAAGGCAAGCAUCCAGGACCUGCAGCUCGCCCUCAAGAGAGGAGAUGGCGCGGCUGUCCAGAUCAAGAUCGAGUCCUUCAUUCGCCUCGCGAAGAAAGCGCAGAAGCCUUUCAAGAAGAUCGCAAGCGGCAAAGCUACCGUCGAAGGCUGCAGGACGGUGAGGCUACUGGUAGAAGCAAGAGACAUGGCGGUCUGUCUGCUUGAACCCACGUCGCGCCUCCUGCUGAAGCAAAUUGGGGUCGCCAAUGGAAGCAGAUGGUCUCUGGUCUCACAGAGGUUCCAGAAGAAGAGGGUUGUCUGCGAGGCGGCGAAGCUGCAAGUGCUGGAGCACAGCGUGGCCGACCUUGAGAACGGCGUCGAGUCCCUGUUCAGGAGGUUGAUCCAGAGCAGGGUUUCACUCCUGAACAUCCUUAGCUCCUAGAUGCUUCUCAACUCUCAAGCCUUGUUACUCUACCCAUCUUUGUACAUUAUACCAAACAUACAUACAAUGGAAUGAUGAUUACAUAGUUUUGAUCAUGUAUUUUGUCAACUGAUCACUUCUAUCCAUGUUUCUUUCUUGUUUACGAUGCUUCAACCAUGUCCAUACCGUGGAUUAUCUUUCUUUUGUGUAUAUGAUGGAUACAGUAGGAAACAAAAAAAAGGCUCAAUUUUCAGAAUCUAUUGUAUAUAUGCAUUAUGUUUAUUUAGAUCAUCUAAGAGAGGCAAAAAUAAGCAAUAUCUCUGUAUCUCAGCUCAUAUUCUAUUGCACGUGAAGUUCUCUCACGGCUCUUUUAGCGAGUUUCUGCUUGGGCUGGUCAAGAAUAAUGCUGAUCUUUCUGUUGU